UCAUCCGGGUCACUCGGAGCUUGAGCUAGCUAGUCUGCACGUCGCUUUAGUGCGCGAUACACACUAAUAAAAACAAAGGUCUGCUUCAAACCAGAGUGCAUUAAAUUAUUGGUGUGUGUUUUCAUUUUAACGUAACAAGAAAUAUGUUUAACUUCAGGCAUUUACUUAACGCAUUAAACAUUAGCUAAUGUUUGUGCAGCUACCAUUAGCUAACAAACUUAGCUACCCGUGAUAGCGCUGGGUAGAUUCGGCAAACUGGCGGAAUUCUAAGCUUACUGCGACUGAAGCAAAGUUACACAAGGAUGUCGGACUCAGACAGUGACGAGGACCAAGAUCGCCCCUUUUCUAUAACUGGGUUCCUCUUUGGAAACAUCAAUGAAGAUGGGCAGUUAGAAGACGACAGUGUUUUGGACAAUGAGUCCAAAAAGCAUCUCGCUGGUUUGGGUACUCUGGGUCUGGGCUCACUCAUUACAGAGAUCACCGCCAAUGAGGAUGAGGAUAAGGAGGAAAACAGAGACUCUGGUAGUGUGGAUGCAGAAGGAUGGGUGAAAAGCACUGAAGAUGCAGUUGAUUAUUCUGACAUCAGUGAGGUUGCUGAGGAUGAGACAAAGAAGUACCGCCAAGCCAUGGGGUCUUUGCAGCCCAGCAGGAAAACAGACGAUGAUGAUGACUAUGAUGCUGACUGUGAGGAUAUUGACUCAAAGCUUAUGCCUCCUCCACCACCGCCAAGUCUUUCAGCAUCUGCUAAGAAAGAUGAACCCUCUUCUCAGAGCACAAAUGCAGUUGGAGAAGAUGGCGACGGCAUCAUUUUGCCUUCCAUUAUUGCACCUUCUUCUACGGCUGAUAAGGUUGACUUCAGCAGCUCCUCAGACUCUGAGUCAGAAACUGACCGCCCCUGCCAGGGUUCUGGGACAGGAGGCCCACCAGACAGACUCAACCUCCCGCUUGCUGGAAUCAUGCAGAAAGAUGCAGCCAAAGCAUUACCAGGUGUCACAGAGCUCUUUCCAGAGUUUAGGCCUGGAAAGGUGCUUAGGUUCUUACGACUCUUUGGUCCUGGAAAGAACAUGCCAUCAGUUUGGAGGAGUGCCCGCAGGAAAAAGAAACGGAAACACAGAGACCAUCAACCUGGGACGCCUCCUCCAGAAGGAGAGCCCUCAGAACAAAGCCAGGACAAGAAAUCUGGAUGGAUUUACGAGUAUGCAGCACCCCCACCUCCAGAACAGUGUCUCUCUGAUGAUGAGAUAACCAUGAUGGCUCCGGUAGAAUCAAAGUUUUCACAGUCAUGUGGUGAUGGGGACAAGGAGACAGAGUCUCGACCUAAAGUGGCAGAAUGGAGAUAUGGGCCAGCCCAGCUCUGGUACGACAUGCUAGGAGUCUAUGAGGAUGGAAGUAAUUUCAGCUAUGGAUUCAAGCUUAAGGAACAGACGUCCGACGAGCCUCAGAAGCAGGAUUUGCCUAAAGAAGUACCUGAGACUUCUCAAGAGUACGACAACAGCAACUUCACUAAUGAUGAUGACAUUGACGGUGGUCAUGAUGAGGAUGGAAAUAAACAAAGGCAGGCCCUAGAGAAUGAGCUUUUCCUGAUGGUCACUCAACUGCAAUGGGAGGAGGACAUCAUUUGGAAUGGAGAGGACGUAAAACACAAGGGCACCAAGACUCAGCGAGCCAGUCUGGCAGGGUGGCUUCCUUCUAGUAUGACCCGCAAUGCCAAUGCUUAUAAUGCACAGCAGGGUCUGACAAGAAGCAAUUCCCAGCUGGUGCCGCCUACUCCUCCACCGAUGCCCAAAGUUUCUUCCAUCACUGGCUCUAAGCGGGAAAAAAACAGCCAUGAUAAUCACGCCUCUCAGGAAGAAGACUGUCCCUGGUUCUCAAUUUUUCCCAUUGACAAUGAAGAGUUAGUGUACGGACGCUGGGAGGACAACAUUAUCUGGGAUGACCAGGAGAUGGAUCACUUGCUCUCCCCACCUGUCCUCACUCUGGAUCCAAAUGAUGAGAAUAUAGUUCUAGAAAUUCCUGAUGAAAAGGAAGAGGCAACCUCGCACUCCCCAUCAAAGGAAAAUAAGAAGGAAACUGCAAUCAAAAAGAGCCGCAUCCUACUGGGGAAAACCGGGGUGAUUAAAGAUGAGCCCCAGCAGAACAUGUCCCAACCUGAGGUGAAGGAUCCCUGGAACCUGUCCAACGAUGAGUUCUACUAUCCCAAACAGCAAGGCCUUAGGGGAACCUUUGGUGGCAACAUCAUUCAGCACUCCAUCCCAGCAUUAGAGCUGAGGCAGCCUUUCUUCCCCACUCACAUGGGGCCCUCGAAGCUCCGCCAGUUUCAUCGACCGUCUCUGAAGAAGUACUCGUUCGGGGCUUUGGCUCAACCAGGUCCACAUGCUGUUCAGCCACUGCUCAAACACAUCAAGAAGAAGGCCAAGAUGCGAGAGCAAGAACGGCAGGCAUCUGGAGGAGGAGAUAUGUUCUUCAUGAGAACCCCACAGGACUUGACUGGCAAAGAUGGAGAUCUGAUCCUAGCUGAGUACAGCGAAGAAUAUGCUCCUCUCAUAAUGCAAGUCGGCAUGGCUACCAAGAUCAAAAACUACUACAAAAGGAAACCAGGAAAAGAUCCAGGAGCCCCUGACUGCAAAUAUGGAGAGACUGUGUAUUGCCACACAUCCCCUUUUCUGGGUUCUCUGCAUCCUGGACAGCUGCUCCAGGCAUUUGAAAACAACCUCUUCCGUGCUCCAAUCUACCUGCAUAAGAUGCCAGAGACAGAUUUCCUGGUUCUACGAACACGACAUGGGUACUACAUUAGAGAGCUUGUGGACAUCUUUGUAGUUGGUCAGGAGUGCCCUUUGUUUGAAGUUCCAGGACCAAACUCGAAACGAGCCAAUACUCACAUCAGAGACUUCCUGCAGGUGUUCAUCUACCGCUUGUUCUGGAAGAGCAAGGAUCGGCCCCGGAGAAUCCGCAUGGAGGAUAUAAAGAAAGCCUUCCCAUCUCACUCAGAGAGCAGCAUUAGGAAACGACUCAAACUCUGUGCUGACUUCAAACGUACAGGAAUGGACUCAAACUGGUGGGUACUUAAGCCUGACUUCAGAUUACCUACUGAGGAAGAGAUUAGGGCCAUGGUGUCCCCAGAGCAGUGCUGCGCCUAUUACAGCAUGCUGGUGGCAGAGCAGAGGCUCAAGGAUGCUGGAUAUGGUGAGAAAUCCUUCUUUGCUCCAGAGGAGGAGAAUGAAGAGGACUUCCAAAUGAAGAUUGACGAUGAGGUGCGGACAGCUCCUUGGAACACAACAAGAGCCUUCAUUUCUGCCAUGAAGGGGAAGUGUCUGUUGGAGGUUACAGGUGUGGCUGAUCCUACGGGCUGUGGAGAAGGUUUCUCCUACGUGAAAGUGCCAAACAAGCCCACACAACAGAAGGUCUCAUUAUCUCAAGAUGAUAAAGAGCCACAGCCUGUCAAGAAGACAGUGACCGGGACAGAUGCCGAUCUGAGGAGGCUCUCGCUGAAGAAUGCCAAGCAGCUGCUGCGCAAGUUUGGUGUUCCAGAGGAGGAGAUCAAGAAAUUGUCGCGAUGGGAGGUCAUCGAUGUAGUGAGAACCAUGUCGACAGAGCAAGCGCGCUCAGGCGAGGGACCAAUGAGCAAGUUUGCCAGAGGCUCUCGUUUCUCUGUAGCUGAACACCAAGAACGAUACAAAGAAGAGUGUCAGAGGAUCUUUGACCUGCAGAACAAAGUGUUGGAGUCGACAGAGGUGCUUUCCACAGACACAGACAGCAGUUCAGCAGAAGAUAGUGACUUUGAGGAGAUGGGGAAAAACAUUGAGAACAUGCUGCAGAACAAAAAGACCAGCUCCCAGCUUUCCCGUGAGAGGGAAGAGCAGGAGAGGAAGGAACUGCAGAGGAUGCUGAUGGGCGAGGAGAGCGACAACAAAGGACGCAAGGAGCGGCGCAAAGGCUUGUCCAGUUCCCUGUCCACCAGCUCCCACAAAGAUGAUGACACAUCCUCUGUCACCAGCCUGAACUCCUCGGCAACAGGACGGCGACUCAAGAUCUAUCGCACCUUCAGGGACGAGGAUGGCAAGGAAUAUGUCCGCUGUGAGACAGUGCGCAAAGCUGCUGUCAUCGACGCCUACACAAGGAUCAGAACCACCAAGGAUGAUGAAUUCAUACGAAAGUACGCCCUCUUUGAUGAGCAGCAUCGAGAGGAGAUGAGGAAAGAGCGCCGGCGCAUUCAGGAGCAGCUGAGGAGGUUGAAGAGAAACCAAGAGAAGGACAAGAUCAAGGGACCCCCAGAGAAGAAGACCAAGAAGGUCAAGGAGCGACCAGACCUCAAGGUAAAACUAAAGUGCGGCGCAUGUGGAGCCAUUGGGCACAUGAGGACCAACAAGUUCUGUCCGCUGUAUUAUCAAACCAACGCCCCGCCCUCUAACCCCGUUGCCAUGACAGAGGAGCAGGAGGAGGAGCUGGAAAAGACCGUCAUCCACAACGAUAAUGAGGAGCUGAUCAAGGUGGAGGGCACUAAGAUUGUGCUGGGCAAGCAGCUCAUUGAAAGUGCUGACGAGGUGCGCAGAAAGUCUUUAGUGCUCAAGUUCCCCAAACAACAGCUGCCACCAAAGAAGAAGAGACGUGUAGGCAGCGCAGUCCAUUGUGAUUACCUCAAUAAACCUCACAAAGCCAUCCACCGCCGGCGCACUGACCCCAUGGUAACCUUGUCGUCUGUACUAGAAAGCAUCAUCAAUGACAUGCGGGAUCACCCCAACACAUACCCUUUCCACACACCAGUCAAUGCCAAGGUUGUCAAGGACUAUUAUAAGAUCAUCACCCGGCCCAUGGACCUGCAGACACUACGGGAUAAUGUACGCAAGCGGAUGUACCCAUCUAGGGAGGAGUUCCGUGAAGCAGUGGAGCUCAUCGUCAAAAACAGCGCCACCUACAAUGGGGCAAAGCAUCCAAUAACACAAGUGGCACAGUCUAUGUUGGACCUGUGUGACACUAAACUGAAAGAGAAGGAGGACAGGCUGGUGAGGCUGGAGAAAGCCAUCAAUCCCCUGCUGGAUGAUGACGAUCAGGUGGCCUUCUCCUUCAUCCUGGACCACAUUGUGACCCAGAAAAUGAUGAUGGUUCCUGACUCCUGGCCGUUUCACCAUCCUGUCAACAAAAAGUUUGUGCCAGAUUAUUACAAGGUAAUCGUAAACCCCAUGGAUCUGGAGUCCGUCCGCAAGAACAUCUCCAAACAUAAAUACCAGAAUCGAGAUGCGUUCCUCUCAGAUGUCAGUCUCAUCCACACGAACAGCAUCAAGUACAAUGGCCCUGACAGUCCUUACACCAAGACAGCCCUGGAUAUUGUCAAUGUGUGCAAGCAGACCUUGGCAGAGUAUGAUGAGCACUUGACACAGUUGGAGAAAGACAUCUCUACUGCUAAAGAGGCAGCUCUGGAUGCAGCUGACUUAGAGAGUCUGGACCCAAUGACGCCUGGGCCUUACACACCACAGCCUGCUGAUAUGUUUGACAGCGGAGCUUCAGUGAGUCUGCCCAGAGAGCCCAGCAGCCUUUUCUCUGAGGGACCUCUAGUGGUUGCUCCAGAGAAGAGAGGGGGGCAGGGACGGCACAUGAGAAGACCUGGAGAAGAAGAAUCAGAUGUGGACAUUGAAGGAUUUGAGGAGGAGGAUGAUGGGAAACCCAAGACUCCUGCUCCGGCAGAGGAUGCUGAAGGAGAUCUGGAGGAUGAAGAUGACGAAGAGGAGAUGCUGCUGUCACCUCGCAGACGGGGGCAUCAUGACCAGGAGGAAGAGGAAGACGACGAAGACGACGACGACAGAAGAUCUAACCGCCCGGACCAAGCCAGUGUGCUGUAUCAGGACCUGCUAAUGUCUGACGGAGAGGAGGACGCCAGCGAAGAGGAAGGGGACAACCCUUUCUCCUCCAUACAACUAUCAGAGAGCGGCAGUGACUCUGACAGGGAGGUUGAUGUGCGACCUGCACCUCCACGGAGAGCUCAAGAGACGGCCCGCAUGGGCAUGGAGCAGGACGAGAGCAUGAUGUCAUAUGAAGGGGAUGGACAUGAUGAGCCGCACAUGGAGGACAGCAAUGUCAGUUACGGCAGUUAUGACGAGAGUCGUAGCCAGUUACAGCCGUCCAGCAUGGGAAACGGAGAGGAGUACGGCAUCAGCGAAGAGGAGGAGGAAGAUGAUGAAGACGAAGCCCGGAGGAGAGGCCCGGCUGUGCUCUCCCAGGUCCAGCUCAGUGAAGAUGAGGAGAGCGAAGAGUUCCGAUCUAUUGGGGGAGACAGCGACAUGGACUCUGACAACUGAAAUCUUUCAUGAAACGUAAAGUUCUUUACUUGACGCAGUAUCACGAAAACACUGUUUCUCAACUGAGAAAAUAUGACUUCUCAGGUAUAUAUGUACAUUCUUUUUAUUUUGUAAAUGAUGCAUAGUGUUUAUAGCUUCCUGCUGUGGCUCUGUCACAAGACAGUGCAUUGUAAAUUUCGGUUUGCCUUCAAUAUGUUGAAAGAAAACCACAGUGUCUGUCUUAACACGGAACAGCGUGUUCCAUGUUUUGUACUAUUUUAACUCAAGUAUAACCCGCACUGAAAAAAAUGAAAAUAAAAAAAUAGAAUAAA
This is a messenger RNA of Mugil cephalus (flathead mullet), 6601 nucleotides long. RefSeq names its product TAF1 RNA polymerase II, TATA box binding protein (TBP)-associated factor (gene taf1). The record is from RefSeq and is a predicted model, not a curated record. Gene Ontology annotation, molecular function: TBP-class protein binding; DNA binding; RNA polymerase II general transcription initiation factor activity. The transcript has 41 exons. Gene Ontology annotation, biological process: RNA polymerase II preinitiation complex assembly; DNA-templated transcription initiation; transcription by RNA polymerase II. Gene Ontology annotation, cellular component: transcription factor TFIID complex. Bases 303 to 6290 code for a protein of 1995 amino acids. NCBI's taxonomy places the organism in Eukaryota, Metazoa, Chordata, Actinopteri, Mugiliformes, Mugilidae.